Molecule: messenger RNA, 2288 nt
Organism: Cotesia congregata
Lineage: Eukaryota; Metazoa; Arthropoda; Insecta; Hymenoptera; Braconidae
Source: the annotation of a GenBank genome assembly
UUAUAAAAUAAUAAAUAAUGGGUUCAAAUAAACGUCACAAGUCUGAUAAAAAUAAGGAAUCAAAAAAGAAAAGACACCGCAGCCGUUCGAGGUCUUACAGUCCGGAUCCAGACAAAAGUGAGCGACAUCGUCACCACAAAAAGCACAAGAGGAAAGAACGUAAAGACUACGACAGUGAUGUGGAAAUAGUGACGACUCCACCACCUCCGCCGAAGAUAUCAAAGAACCACGAUGUUACUCCACCUCCACCAGAGAUAUCAAGACCAAGGACACCAUCACCACCUGCGCGUUCCAGUGGAUCAGGUGGGAAUUCUACUCUGUCGAUGUCCAUCGAGGAGUCCAACAGGAUUCGUGCCAAGUUGGGGUUGAAGCCCCUGGAAGUAAAUGCCGCGCCGUCCAAGGAUGACCCGGCGAAAAUUAAAGAUGACUUGGGGGAAUUUUAUCACAAGCCGGCGCAAAAUGUCGCGGAAAAAGUUCAAACUGAGAAAGUUAGGGAGAGGAUCAAUGUCCAGAAGCAGAAAAGAAUGAUUGAGACUAAUUUGUCGAAGAUCAGAACUCUAGGUGAUGAUGAUUCUGAUGAAGAUGCUCUGGCUUGGAUUGAGAAAAAUAGACAGCUGCAGGAAGAGAAGAAGAAAGCUGAGUUAAGGGCUAAGCAACUGGAUCAGCUGGAUGAGGAGUUUGGGAUUGGAGAUCUGGUUAAAGAAGAGGUUAGGAAUGAUAGGAGGGCUGCUUAUUCUGAUAAGGAUCUUCGGGGUCUUAAAGUUGAACAUAAUAUUGAAACGUUUGCAGAAGGACAAACAGUAAUUUUAACUCUUCAAGACAAAGGAGUCCUGGAUGAAGGCAACGACGUUUUAGUAAACGUAAAUCUUCGUGACGACGAAGUCUACCACCGUAACGUAAAGAAUAAAUUAAAGAAACCAGGUUACGACGCUUACGACGAGGAUCACUUCGACGAGUUUGGCCUGCCGAAGAACCAAGUUCUUGAAAAAUACGACGAAGAAAUUGAAGGUGAGAAGAAACAAAGCUUCAUCCUGGGGAUAGACAGCGCCAAGGAAGUCCAACAACGUCGUUCUGAAAUAGUAAAGCAGCGAUUAGCCAACAAGCGACUUGAAAGUUUGAAAUUACAGGAGCCAAAGUUGGCCAGCGAGUAUUACAAUGAAGACGAGCUGGCCAAGUUUAAGAAACGCAAGAAGAAAGUAAGAAAAAUAAGACAGAGUAAGACUCUCAAGGCCGACGAUUUGGUUCCUGACAGUACGGAUUAUCUGAGAGAUUUAGGAAGUAGACGACGAAAGAAGCCCGAAGAGACCAAAGUCAAAGCUGAUGUUUCAGAUGCUUUGGACGUUGCGGACUAUGAAUUGCCAUCUAGAGAAUUAUUGAAUGCUAAAAUAGAAGAAGAUAAAAAGGAGCCGGUGGUCAGUCGGGUUUUGAGUAAAAAAAAUCAAAUGAAAGAUUCUUCGAGUUCCUUUAAUGAAACUCUGCUUAAUUUAAUUAAAAACGAGCCGAGCAGUGAAGAGAAAAAUAUUUCAGGUAAUAUUACGCUAAAUGCGACGGCUGAAUUUUGUCGCACGCUUGGAGAGAUCCCGACCUACGGAUUGGCGGGCAAUCGCGAGGAUGACGACCGGGAGAUGAUGGACUUUGAAUACGACGAGCCUAAAGAGGAGCCAGUGGAGCUUGAAGACCCGGAUGAUGGCCGUGGAGCUUGGAACACUGUGAAAUUAGACGAAGUUAAGCGCGAGCCAGUCACCCUAGAGGCUGCUAUCCUCGACGCAGAGCCCUCUCUAGGUCAGGGACUCAGCGGCGCUCUUCGUGUGGCCAUGAGCAAAGGGUAUCUUGAUCAGGAAGACUCCAACAGACCUUCCGCGAGCAGGUUCGCUCAUCUCCAAGCUCAGAAUUAUUCUAUUGAAGAUAAGACUUAUGGAGAUGAUGACAAGUUCGGUCGCAGGGAUAGAUUUAAUGGACCCUCGUCGGACUUUAAGGAAAAAGAAGGAUUCAAGCCCAAUGUCAAGCUCGAGUAUAUUGAUGAUGAGGGACAUGUGCUAAGUUCUAAAGAAGCUUUUAGGUAUUUGUCUCACAAGUUCCACGGAAAAGGUCCGGGGAAAAAUAAAGUCGAGAAGAGGAUGAAGAAAGCUGAGCAAGAAGUUCUUAUGAAACGCAUGUCUUCGACUGAUACUCCUCUUGGUACCCUGAAUCUUCUUCAAGCGAAACAAAAGGAAACACAGUCGCCGUUUAUUGUCCUUAGUGGGAAUAAACAUAUGCAGGCCACUUCUAUUUCUAAGACCAAGCAUUAG